AUGUCUGAGAUGGCGGACGCGGACCAGACUGUGGUGGACGAGGAGGUCUUCAUAUUCGUCUGUGAAGACCCGCGGCGGUGUUGGCUACUCCACCAGCAGCUGAGGUAUAACCCGAAUCGCGUGAUCGUCAAGAAUCUGGUCCUUUUGGUCGACGGCAGACCCGAUACUGUCCUGGAUUUGAGUCCAGGCAACUUAGAGGCCGUCAAGAAGAACGUGUUUGUGAUCAAAGAGGGCAUUCAGUACCGCAUAGCGUAUCUGAAGCACCAGGUUCACCUCUUCUACAACGUUUACCACCCGUCAAUACGCGGGUUUUGCCUCAUCCAGUCGUACACGAGUCCCAUGGAGGAGAUGCCGACGGGGCUACUGGCGAGGGGCACGUAUAACGUCAAGUCCCUGUUCACCGACGAUGACAAUCACCAGUGGCUCAAAUGGGACUGGAAUUUCGAGCUCAAGAAGGACUGGUAG
This is a messenger RNA of Oppiella nova, 465 nucleotides long. The record is from the annotation of a GenBank genome assembly. Lineage: Eukaryota; Metazoa; Arthropoda; Arachnida; Sarcoptiformes; Oppiidae.